Molecule: messenger RNA, 1500 nt
Organism: Aphanomyces invadans
Lineage: Eukaryota; Oomycota; Saprolegniomycetes; Saprolegniales; Verrucalvaceae
Exons: 2
Coding region: 22-1446 (474 amino acids)
Biological process (GO): activation of GTPase activity; nucleocytoplasmic transport
Cellular component (GO): perinuclear region of cytoplasm; cytosol; nucleus
Molecular function (GO): GTPase activator activity; small GTPase binding
Source: RefSeq, a predicted model, not a curated record
CCUGUCUUCCACUUUGAAGUCAUGGUUCGCCCGCUUGGGAAAGCACCGCGUCGAGGAGUCACAGCGAGCGGGCACCCGCGCAACCUGCCGCCACCGCUGAUCCAGCUCAUCGCAACAUUUCUUCCUGUGGAUUCGUUCUUCGUUUACCUGCGUGCGUUUCAAUCGACGCAUUCUCUGGGCGACCUUCGGCACUUCUGGUCUUUGGUCAACACGCACCAUGUCACCGCCAACGACGUGUGGCCUGAGCUUCACUUGCGCUCUGUCGACGCUGCAAAUGCGAAUAAGUUGUACCGAAUGGCCCAGUUCGUGUCGAUGGUACACAUCCAUGAUAAUGUGUACGACUUGGAUUGGCUGUGGCGAGUCGUUCCAGCGGGCAAAGCAGUCGCGUUGCAGUCCUGGCCGUGCGACGAUCAAGUGACCAUCCCGAUCCACGAAUGGGGUGAUCGACUGGCCAAGCGCUGGAGAGUACUGCAACUGUCGUUUACUGAGCGUGAUCUGUCUGGCGGAGGUGGCGGCGACAACCUGGUGGCGCUUUUGCCGAAGCUUCCGUGGCUACGUGAUUUGAAUCUCGAAGAAUUGAAUGACGAGUUCUUGGACGAUGCGCUAGAGUUUGUAUGCAACUCAAAGCUGACCAGCUUAGCCAUGGGCACGUUCUCGAAUCCUGUAGCGAUCACGGUCGAGCGAGCACUUCUAUUGACGGUCUGGCUUAAGCGCAAACGCGUCGAGUCCGUCACGUUGAGUUACUGCUCCUUUGAAUUGGACAACCACGUCGCGACGAUGCAUCGGUUUGUUGUCGCGUUGGCGAGGAGCUCCCUCAAGUCCCUCACCUUGUCCAACAUUGCCUUUGGUGCCAUUUUGACCGGCUUGGGUGAAUGUCCUAUACUGGCGAACCGUGUAAAACUCGAGAGCUCGGAGCUUACGGAUCAUCAGGCGGAGCUGCUUUUCGCAGGGCUGGCCAGAGGCAGCACGACGAAUCUCCACUUGGACGACAUGCGAUUGACAUGCCGCGGCAUGUUUGCUUUGGGGGAGUUGAUUCGAAUCGGGAAGUCGCUGCGUACCCUCACGAUUGAAGGCACGCUGAUGGACCUGGAAGGGUGGGAUGCCGUGGCGAAGGCCUUGUCCCGGUCCAAGAACGUACAGGAGCUCUACCUUCUCGAUACCUGCAUGAGAGAUGCCGAUGUCGUCCUGAUCGCCAACGCGCUUGUCCUGGCGGCUUGCGUGCGAGUUGUUCAUGUGAUUGGAAACCCCAUUCAGUUUGCAGGAGCGGUUGCACUCGUUCUGUGCAUCGGCCGCCGACGCCAAAACUUGGACGAGCUCAAGUUAGAAGGACUUGCCGUUACCAGUGACGAAGUCUCUUUGCUCAAGUCGAUGCUAGAUAAAAUGCCAAGCGUCAAGCGGUGCUCGGUGACUGCGAACGAUGUCAUGCGCGUGUCGAUGCAAGCGUAGGUGACGAAAGUGUGUGUGAUUUAGAGUGUUAAUCACUCCUGUGUUCCAAACCCA